AUGUUCAUCAACCGCUGACUAUUUUCAACCAACCACAAAGACAUCGGCACCCUCUACCUUCUGUUCGGUGCCUGAGCUGGCAUAGUAGGGACCGCCUUGAGCUUACUAAUUCGCGCCGAACUAGGUCAACCCGGAACCCUACUUGGAGAUGACCAGAUCUACAAUGUAAUUGUAACUGCACACGCAUUCGUAAUAAUUUUCUUUAUAGUAAUACCUAUUAUGAUUGGAGGGUUUGGCAACUGACUAGUCCCUCUAAUAAUUGGAGCCCCCGACAUAGCAUUUCCUCGGAUAAAUAAUAUAAGCUUUUGACUCCUUCCCCCCUCUUUCCUAUUACUUCUAGCAUCCUCUAUAGUUGAAGCCGGAGCAGGAACAGGUUGAACCGUAUAUCCUCCUCUAGCAGGUAAUCUAGCCCAUGCAGGAGCCUCAGUAGACCUAACUAUUUUUUCCCUACACCUAGCAGGCAUCUCUUCAAUUCUAGGAGCCAUUAAUUUUAUCACAACUAUCAUUAACAUGAAACCACCCGCAAUAUCACAAUAUCAAACUCCCCUGUUUGUGUGAUCUGUCUUAAUUACUGCCGUACUACUCCUCCUUUCACUUCCUGUAUUAGCAGCUGGCAUCACAAUACUACUAACAGACCGAAACCUAAACACAACCUUCUUUGACCCAGCAGGAGGAGGAGACCCUAUUUUAUAUCAACACCUAUUCUGAUUCUUUGGACACCCUGAAGUAUAUAUUCUUAUUUUACCUGGAUUUGGAAUAAUCUCUCAUAUCGUAACCUACUACUCAGGGAAAAAAGAACCAUUCGGGUACAUAGGAAUAGUGUGAGCCAUAAUAUCAAUCGGGUUUCUAGGAUUUAUUGUAUGAGCCCACCAUAUAUUUACAGUCGGAAUAGACGUCGAUACACGGGCUUACUUCACAUCAGCUACCAUAAUUAUCGCUAUCCCAACUGGAGUAAAAGUCUUCAGUUGAUUAGCAACACUCCACGGAGGCAAUAUCAAAUGGUCCCCCGCCAUGAUAUGAGCCCUAGGCUUCAUCUUCCUUUUUACAGUAGGAGGCCUAACUGGAAUUGUUUUAGCUAACUCAUCCCUUGAUAUUGUUCUCCACGACACAUACUAUGUAGUAGCUCAUUUCCACUACGUUCUAUCAAUAGGAGCUGUGUUCGCUAUCAUAGGGGGAUUUGUACACUGAUUUCCCCUAUUUUCAGGCUACACUCUUAAUGAUACAUGAGCCAAAAUCCACUUCGCAAUUAUAUUUGUAGGUGUUAACAUGACCUUCUUCCCACAACAUUUCCUAGGAUUAUCUGGUAUACCACGACGAUACUCUGAUUACCCAGACGCAUAUACAAUAUGAAAUACUAUUUCAUCUAUAGGCUCAUUCAUUUCACUAACAGCAGUAAUACUAAUAAUCUUCAUUAUCUGAGAAGCAUUUGCAUCCAAACGAGAGGUCCUAACUGUAGACCUAACCACAACAAAUCUAGAGUGACUGAACGGAUGCCCCCCACCAUACCACACAUUUGAAGAACCCACAUACGUUAGCCUAAAAUAA
This is a messenger RNA of Capra hircus (goat), 1545 nucleotides long. The record is from the annotation of a RefSeq genome assembly. Lineage: Eukaryota; Metazoa; Chordata; Mammalia; Artiodactyla; Bovidae.